AUGCCUCCUAAACAACAGCAACCAAGUAAAAAGACGGUUGACAAAGCAAAAGCAAAAAUCGUUGAGGAUAAAACAUUUGGUUUGAAGAACAAAAAAGGUAAUAAAAAUCAGAAAUAUAUCGCACAAGUACAAAAUCAAGUGCAGAAUGCUGGCAAAUCAGCCCGAGAAAUUGCAAAAAUGCAAGAAGAAAAAGAAAAACGAAAAGAAGAUAAGAAAAAAGCUGAAGCUGAAAUACAAUCACUGUUCAAACCAGUUAUCGUUCAACAAACUUUAGCUGCUGGAGCCGAUCCCAAAUCGGUUUUAUGUAUGUACUUCAAACAAGGAUCAUGUACGAAAGGCGCAAAAUGUAAAUUUUCACAUGAUCUCGCUGUUGAACGUAAAGCUGAGAAACGUAGUUUGUAUGACGAUGUGCGCGAAGGCGGAAAUAAAGAAAAUGAAACAAUGGCAAACUGGGAUGAAGCACAAUUAGCUGACGUUGUCGAAAAAAGACACGGUGAAGAUAAUCGUAAGAAGAAUGCUACUCAAAUUGUUUGCAAAUAUUUCCUUGAAGCUGUCGAAAACAGCACUUAUGGAUGGUUUUGGACUUGUCAAAACGGUACAGCAUGUCAAUAUAAACACGCUCUACCACCGGGCUUCAUGUUGAAACGCGAUCGAAAACUAUUGGAAGAACAAAAAGAAACAAUUUCACUGGAAGAUCUUAUUGAAAGUGAACGUGCAUCGUUAGGUUCAAAUGUGACGAAAGUGACUCUCGAAUCAUUUCUUGCAUGGAAAAAACGAAAAAUCGAAGAAAAGAAACAACAAUUAGUCAAAGACGAAGAAAAAAAACGAAAUGAGUUUGUUAAACACGGUCGUCUAGUCGGUCUAUCCGGUCGUGAAAUGUUCACAUUUAAUCCUGAUCUAAUCGCUAAUGAUGAUGAAGAUGCAGACAAUGAUAUUGAUUAUCGACAUCGAUCAGAUGAUGAAGAAGAAGAAGAACAGCCAGCAGAUGAUGCAACUGCACAAGGAGCUGCAUCGGUUGUACGAAAAGCAGCUAUUCGCGAUUUGAAUGAUAUUGAUUUACUAGCACAAGAAGCUCGAGAAGUAGACAAUACAGGCACGAUAGCAAGCGAAGAUCGAUUUGAGAACUAUCGACGAAUUGAACAAGAAAAACAAGCAAGACGAAAGGCAGCUGCUGAACAAGCUGCCUUUGCUGAAGGAGCAAGUGAAUUUAAUGAAGCAACUGGGGGUGGUGCUGCCGCUGCCGCCGCCGUUUCAACUUGUGAUGACAUAGUCGUAACAGUUAACAAUGAUGAUGACAAUGAUGACGAUGAAGGCAACGAAGAAGUACAAAUCGAUGAAGAUUUAUUCGGCGAUGAUCUUGACGAUGUUGAAGAGCAAUUACGUGAAACAAAUUUAGAAUCAUAA
Adineta ricciae is the source of this 1404-nucleotide messenger RNA. NCBI's taxonomy places the organism in Eukaryota, Metazoa, Rotifera, Eurotatoria, Adinetida, Adinetidae. The record is from the annotation of a GenBank genome assembly.